Messenger RNA from Gavia stellata (red-throated loon), 753 nucleotides. It is a transcript of the gene BHLHA9, whose product is annotated as basic helix-loop-helix family member a9. The record is from RefSeq and is a predicted model, not a curated record. Gene Ontology annotation, biological process: developmental process; regulation of transcription by RNA polymerase II. Bases 1 to 753 code for a protein of 250 amino acids. Lineage: Eukaryota; Metazoa; Chordata; Aves; Gaviiformes; Gaviidae. The transcript has a single exon. Gene Ontology annotation, molecular function: DNA-binding transcription factor activity, RNA polymerase II-specific; RNA polymerase II transcription regulatory region sequence-specific DNA binding; protein dimerization activity.
AUGUCCGGAGCAGCCAUGGGGCAAGGCACAGUGCCGGAGCCUGACAGCUCGGAAGAGGAGCUGGAAGUGGGGGGCGCACCCCAGGCGUGCUACGGGCAGGGUCUGUGGGUCCCCCAGGGCAGGGAAGCAGCCACCUGCCUGGGGGAUGCCAAAGGGAUAAAGGUGAGGAAGAGGAGCAGGCCAGUGCGCUCCAAGGCCAGGAGGAUGGCUGCUAACGUCAGAGAGCGCAAGAGGAUCCUGGACUACAACCAAGCCUUCAACGCCCUGCGGCUGGCCCUCAAACAUGACCUCGGUGGCAAAAGGCUUUCUAAAAUCGCUACCCUCCGGCGAGCCAUCAACAGGAUCACGGCUCUGUCCCUGUCCCUGCACGGCGCUGGGCGCUGCUGGCCCUGCGCCCACUCCGAGUGCCGCGGCCGGGCCAGGGUCCCUGCGCAGGAGCCAGGGGCGAAGGCCAGCCACCCCCAGCUCCCCUGGGAGCCUGGUUAUGCAGGUGCUGCCGGCUUGCAGCACUGCCUUCCGUCCCCUCUCUACGCCAGCUUUUCUCCCGAGAGGCAGCUCCAGCGCUAUGAGAGCCCGAAGGAGGAUCGCUCCGUGCCCAGCCCUGCCUAUUGCUCCAGCGGGACCCACCACCCCGGGCUCCGAGGCCAGCAGAGAUACACGGGCAGCCUGCAAGACCCCCUGGCCGGGACGGUGCCCUGGCAGCUGGGCUAUUGCCAGAGCUGGGGACACCAGCAGUGCCUCCCCAUCCACUGA